Galendromus occidentalis (western predatory mite) is the source of this 909-nucleotide messenger RNA. Its product is annotated as homeobox protein ceh-12-like. Gene Ontology annotation, biological process: central nervous system development; neuron projection morphogenesis; spinal cord motor neuron cell fate specification. Gene Ontology annotation, cellular component: nucleus. The record is from RefSeq and is a predicted model, not a curated record. Lineage: Eukaryota; Metazoa; Arthropoda; Arachnida; Mesostigmata; Phytoseiidae. The coding region runs from base 1 to 909 and encodes 302 amino acids. Gene Ontology annotation, molecular function: sequence-specific double-stranded DNA binding; DNA-binding transcription factor activity, RNA polymerase II-specific. The transcript is spliced from 3 exons.
AUGAUGCCCACUGAAGGGCCUACCUCGGAUCCAACGUCACAAGUCAAUUCGACGCAGAUGGCCAAAUCAACGUUUUCGAUAGACUCGCUUUUGCGCUCGCGGCCCACGCUGGAACGCGAAAGUCCUUCGCCCUCGAGAUCGACCUCACCGUCAACGUCAAGUCCAUCGAGUUCACAGCAGAUGGCUCGGUUGCUCAGUGCCUUCCCAAACUAUCCGGGUCUCCUCAGUGCUGUCGCCGCCUAUCAACCGUCUCCACUCGGUCCUGCAUUUCAUCCGGCGCACAUAGAUCCGCUAACGAAAAAUCCCGUUAACCUGGAGUGGCUGGCUCGUUCCGCAGGACUCUACCAGCGGCCCGAUGGCUCACAGCAAAAUCUCCUGGGCAAGACCCGACGUCCUAGAACAGCGUUUACCUCACAGCAGCUUCUAGAAUUGGAAAAUCAGUUUCGAAUGAACAAGUACCUCUCGAGACCGAAGCGGUUCGAAGUGGCGACUAACCUCAUGCUGACGGAGACGCAGGUGAAGAUAUGGUUCCAAAACCGGCGGAUGAAAUGGAAACGCAGCAAAAAAGCUCAACAAGAAGCGAAAGUUUCCGGGAGUCGGGAGAAGAAAGACGAGGGAUCCUCCCAAACCUCGAUCGGAGGGGGUUUGAGCUCUUUGAGCAACCAGGGAAUGCUGAUGCACGGAGUGCCACAGACGCCCGCUUCGGGGCUACCUCUGAACUUCAGUCUGAGUUCCCACCACCAUCACCACCAAGAAGACUAUCCAGAAUCUCCGGACGAUUGCUCAUCACGAGAUUCGUCCCGCGACCUCGAUCCUGAGGAUCUGGACGAAGCACCUCGCUCACCGAAAGAGACCACGCAGGAAGUACUCGUGCAAGACAAUUGUAUUUAUAGACCGUACGUCGUAUAG